Molecule: messenger RNA, 435 nt
Organism: Bipolaris victoriae FI3
Lineage: Eukaryota; Fungi; Ascomycota; Dothideomycetes; Pleosporales; Pleosporaceae
Exons: 4
Coding region: 1-435 (144 amino acids)
Source: RefSeq, a predicted model, not a curated record
AUGCCAGUAUCGACAAAGAAGGCAUUACAGCGCAUGUUAGCAGCCCCUAGGAGAUACAAGAGUAGCACGACAGAAAAGGCUAAUGUUUUUGCAAGAAGACAAUGUUCAGUGAGGCAUGAAUUGCAAUUCAUAGAGAUAGGGCAGCGUCCUCAAUCUAAGAAGACGAAUUGGGAAACCAGUCUUUCUACAGAAAUCCAACUAAAAAAGCUCGAUAAGUCAGCUGUACGGGGAACAGUCGGCAUCCGAGCCCUCCCGGCAAGGGUAGCAGCAUCGGUCAACGCUGCAACAAGGAGUCUCGCCACAUCCGUUGGGGCAAUCAUCACGAGUAGCGAGGUUGAGGAAAGUGGGGCCGGCAGCUCCAAGGGCAGCGAAGAUGGCAAGAAGAGCGAUGGAGAACUUCAUUUUGAAAUGGAGGUUGAUUGGCGCGUUAGGUAG